Messenger RNA from Cotesia glomerata, 711 nucleotides. RefSeq lists its product as uncharacterized. The record is from RefSeq and is a predicted model, not a curated record. NCBI's taxonomy places the organism in Eukaryota, Metazoa, Arthropoda, Insecta, Hymenoptera, Braconidae. Gene Ontology annotation, biological process: DNA integration. The coding region runs from base 1 to 711 and encodes 236 amino acids. Gene Ontology annotation, molecular function: nucleic acid binding. The transcript has a single exon.
AUGAUUCCAUAUGCAACAGUUAAUAAAGGAUACAAGUAUCUGCUUACAAUAAUAGAUAUAUUUUCAAAGUAUGCCUGGGCAGUUCUAAUUAAAUCAAAAAGUGGUGUUGAUGUCACUAGUGCUAUGAAGUUUGUACUCCAGCAAGGUUGUGUACCUAGGAAUCUCCAUGUUGAUCAGGGUAAAGAGUUCUUCUACAUAGAAUUCAAAGAUCUGAUGAAGCAGCACAAGAUAAAUCUUUACUCAACAUUCAGCAAUCUCAAAGCAUCUAUCUGUGAACGUUUUAAUAGAACACGUAAGAAUAAAAUGUGGCGAGAAUUCACAGCUCGUGGUAGUUAUAAGUGGACUGAUAUAUUGGAGGACUUGGUGAAUAUUUACAAUAACACCAAACACAGUACCAUCAAAAUGAAAUCUGCUGAUGUUACCACUGCUCAGGAGAAACAACUGCUUGAAAAAAUCUAUCAACAAAUCCAGCCAGCGUCAAAGAAAAAAAAAAUUAAUUUAAAGUAUGUGACAAGGUUCGAAUCAGCAAGUAUAAAAAUUUAUUUGAGAAAGGAUGUACACCAAACUGGACGACUGAGAUUUUUACCAUCAAGACUGUUCAGAAUACAAGUCCAACAACAGACAAGAUUGUGGACUACCAGGAUCAACCAAUAUAAGGCGGAUUUUAUGAAGAGGAACUCAGCAAAGUCAAAUAUCCAGAUGUAUACUUAG